Messenger RNA from Corticium candelabrum, 1104 nucleotides. RefSeq lists its product as uncharacterized. The record is from RefSeq and is a predicted model, not a curated record. The transcript has a single exon. The coding region runs from base 1 to 1104 and encodes 367 amino acids. Lineage: Eukaryota; Metazoa; Porifera; Homoscleromorpha; Homosclerophorida; Plakinidae.
AUGGCUGGUCAUGACUGCGAUAUGUCUACGUUUGUCGUACAAAAGUCUAUCAAUUAUUUUCUUGAAAAUGGAAACGAGAUUGUAUUUAGAUGCUUUCUUGACUUAUCGAAAGUGUAUGAUACAGUUAAUCAUGAUCUAUUGUUUAUGAAGCUGAUGGAACGGCAUACCCCUACUUUUAUCGUGAAAUUCCUGAGGAACUGGUCUAAGAAACAAGACCUAUAUGUAAAAUGGAACUCGUCAAAAUCAGUGUCUUUCAAAGCAUCUAAUGGAGUUCGCCAAGGCAGUGUACUCUCUCCUGCUCUAUUUAAUGUUUACGUUGAUGACCUUAUUACUGGAUCGGAACAAUCGGGAGUAGGUGUUCGAAUUAACGGGAGGUUUAGUGGUGGCAUCGCAUACGCGGAUGAUUUGUCGCUUCUGUCUACAAGCAGAGAGGGCAUGCAGAGGUUAUUGCAGAUCUGCGAGAGCUUUGCAACAGACCACUGCCUGAAAUUUAAUAUUCAGAAAAGUAAAUCAAUUAGUUUUAGAAAGAGGCGAUUCAUUUACUGUAAAGAGACAGCUUUCUCCAUCAAUGGAGAGAGUCUGCCUGAAGUACAUGAUGUCAUUCAUUUAGGUCAUAAAUUAUCGACUGUUCCGAAAGAAACAACUGGUGCGGUGGAAGAGCGGUGUCGGAAACUCUACUCUUCAUUAUACUCAAUUGUAGGGGCUGUCAAAGGUGUGGGUCGUAAUCCUACAGUAUGGACAACAAUACUGUACUAUGUAUUGUUACCUGUAUUGGGCUAUGGAUGCGAACUGUGGGAUUUGGGAAUGGGAAGUACCAAACGUUUACUACAUCAAGCGUGGAGAAGAGGAUAUCGUAGAGGGCUAGGGAUCUCAAACAGAACAUCCUUGCGUGUAACUCUUGGAGAACCUAUCAGGGAAGCUCCAGAUCUAUUGUGUGUUAGCCAGCUCUCUUUCUUAUGGAGAGCAGUUCAUUCUAGUAAUGAAUUAGUGAGCGGGUUCAUUCUGAAUACUCAAGGCAAUCUGUGGCGAUCGGUGGACAAUGAGACAAGGACAAGAAUCAUGGUGUUGUCCUACAUGAACUUUAAGAGCUGGAUUAAACCUUAA